Pomacea canaliculata is the source of this 11090-nucleotide messenger RNA. RefSeq names its product regulator of G-protein signaling 7-like. NCBI's taxonomy places the organism in Eukaryota, Metazoa, Mollusca, Gastropoda, Architaenioglossa, Ampullariidae. The coding region runs from base 442 to 2103 and encodes 553 amino acids. The transcript has 15 exons. The record is from RefSeq and is a predicted model, not a curated record. Gene Ontology annotation, biological process: intracellular signal transduction; regulation of G protein-coupled receptor signaling pathway; G protein-coupled receptor signaling pathway.
CUAAGGUGUUGCUUGUGUAUUAUACAGACUAAAUAAGGUUACAUUUUUAUUUCUAGAAGUUGUCGUAGAAGCAGCUUGCGGCAGUGGAUGCAGGGCGGGGCGAAACACGAAAUUUACGCUUGCAGUGAAGGCAUGACCUAUGUUAGUGCCAUUGAGUGUUUAUGAUGGAUCGCCAAUUGGCCUUGUCAUUUGUGGCACAGUUUGAUCAAGUGCGCGGAUGAGGCAGACUCAGCCGCUUGUGUUGUCGCCUUUUGCGAAGUCUGGCCGCGCAUUUUGCGAAAGGGCAUCUAGAGUAUCCGGUAGGUUGGACUGAGUCAUACGUACACCACUGCAGCCAUGAAGCGCACAACAGUUUGUGUACAUACAUCGAAGACAAAUAACAGCACGAGCAUAUUUUGGUUAACCACAUAGCUGCUCAAGGGAACCACAUCCUUUCGACAGAUGGAGAGACUGAUACAGAAGAUGCAACAUGCCAAAGAUGGAGUGCCAGUCAAAAGUCAGAAAACAUUCCUAACAAUUAUUCCAUCUGUAUUUACAGGUGCAGAUAUGAUAACUUGGCUGAAGAGACAUUUGAAAAUAAGUGAUGAAGAAUAUGAAGAAGCUCAGCAUUUAGCUACUCUCUUUUGUCAGCAUGGUUAUAUUUUCCCAGUCACCGAUGCCAAAGUGCUUGUUGUCAAGGAUGAUGCUUCAUUAUACCGAUUUCAGAAUCCAUACUACUGGCCUUCUCAGAGCAUUGAUCCUGACAAUGUUGCAUAUGCAAUACACUUAACAAAGAGAUCCAUGAGAAACAAGCAGAAACAUGGACUCGAGGAAUAUGAACAGCUUGCCCUGGUGAAAUUACAGAAAAUGUUAUGUGAUAAGCGGGAGUUCAUUGAGUCUCAAGCACAGGAUCAAGUCAAAAUUGCUAAAGAACGAAAACGAACAGAUAAAGCUAUUGCUGACAGCCAAGAGCGUGCCUUUUGGAGGAUUCAUCGGCCACCUCCAGGGCAAACCAAGUACAUUGAGGAGGGACCAAAACGAAAUUUUCAGCCUAGUCAAAUGGCAGCAAGAAGAAUACGGAAAGAUUUGCUGUUGAAAGAGGUGCUGUACCUAAGAAAGGCUUUGAACAUGUGCAGAGUAAAGAAGAGUCAGGCAAUAGAAAGUUACAGAAUUAGGGCUGAGCUCUAUCAUGACAAUGACCAUAUGCUCCAAGCUCCUUUACCAUCAAAUCCAUGGAUAUCAGAAGACACAGGUUUCUGGGAUCUUUGUGACUCGGAUUAUCCAACUGAAAUGCGGAUACGCCUGUGGAGUUUAAGCUUUCGGGAACUGCUGAAAGAUCCUCUAGGUGUGCGAGAGUUUGAAACCUUCCUGAAAAAAGAGUACAGUGGAGAGAAUUUACGCUUUUGGUGCGCUUGUGAAGAUCUGAAAUUUACACCUCUGUCUAAUGUACGCAACUGCAUCCAGACAAUUUACAGGGAGUUCUUAACACCUGGUUCUCCUCAUGAGGUAAACAUCGACAGCAAAACAAAUGAAAAGGUUCAACAGAAUCUUCAGUGCGAAAAACUGUCUCGCUUCACAUUUGAUCCAGCUCAAGAGCAUAUUUUUGUCCUUAUGAAAAAGGACAGUUAUCCUCGGUUUCUUCGGUCAGAACAGUACAAGACAGUUCUUGCAAAUGCUCUGCAACCAGAGGGCAAAAGAAGGUUCUUUAAUUUUGGCUCCCGAAAGAAAGCAACACUGACUCCUAGUCCUAAACCCAAGCGCCGUGGCAGUGCCAGUAGUGAAAAUAAUGAUGGAGAAGGACCAACUUCUGUAGCUCACCACUCCUACAGUACAGGCAAUCUGCGAGAACUUGAUGAAAAGGCUGUGGUGCUCAGGAGAGAUGCCAACUCCUCUGACAGCAGCCUGACAAGGUGUGAAAAUUCUCCCAAUUUACCACGUAGACAUGAACGUGCCUCAUCCACAAGAAGUGAAAGUCCACGUAAGAGCAGACAGCUACAAUUGGAGGUACCCAACAAACACAUGUCCCUGCAUGUGAUGGAAGUACGUGGAGAUUCUUCCUCUUGUCUGGCAUUAUCUGUACCCAGCAAGACCAAUGUUGUUGCACCUUGGGAAGGUUCUGAGUGAUGAAAGAAAACCAAUGAGCAUACAGGCAUUUUGUGCCAACAUCCUUGCUGAAGCAACAUUUAACUAACAUAGCUGCAGUGUUUUAGAUAUCAUAUAGAUCAUUUUGAAGAGUUUUGCUGUUACAACAUACUUCUGCAGAAUUGAUAUUUUUAUGACACCAUAGAUUAUUGACAUUGUGCAACUGUGUUGCACUUUUCUCCCAUUCAAACUGGAGUAGAUAACUGAAGUGUUUAUGCAUUGCCUUGUAUUGCAAGACAUGAAAGAACUGAAACAUGGUACACAAGGAAAUGGCAAGAUCACUGACUUAAUGGCAAGCAGAUUUAUUUUUAAUUUCGUUUACUUGGUAUUUAAAAAUCUUAAAAUAUAUCCUUCUUCUUAAUUGUUAUUAUCUCCAGUUUCACAAUAAUUUACAUUUAAGGUUAGAAUUACUUUUUUACUUAAAUUGUUGAGAAUGGUUUGCCCUGUCAUUAUGACUGAGCCUUUUUCAGUUUCUGAUGUAGUUUUAAAUGACUAAAUUAAGUCUUUAUUUGACCAUCUGCAGAAAGAUGAUUUGAAGAAGAGAAUAAAACUAAUGUUAUGGAAUCAGCUUACGUAUAUAGUAGUGGACAGCAAUCAAGUCUUUAUGACCAUGUGUAAUAUGACGAACUAACACUUACCUUUCAUACACAUGAUGUAUUACACACACAACACAACGCUCAGUGAGCCCCCACCAGAGAGAAUGAAGAGAUUUGUAGGUGAAUCGAAUCAAAGAAGCACAAAUUUCAAAGGAAUGUCACAGAGAGUCAUAAAGAAGAUGGCGGAGAAGACAGUUGUGUUUUUCCACUCGGCCAUUUUUAGAGCAAUUGUUUUCUCUUUUUACCACUCCAAGUGAUGUGGAACAAAUGGCGCACGCAAGACACCAUUCGUAACAGCAAGACAUACCACAGCUCACUACACCAUGAAUAUGUGUAUUUCAGUAUAUGGGGUACAUGCAUAUUUGCUGUGCUUUUUCCCCCACUAGGUUAUAUUUUCAUAACUCUUUAAACUAUGUAAAGUUGUCAAUCAUGUCAAUUUAGUGUUUGAACUUUUAUACUAAGAUAUGAUUGUGUAUAAAUUGAUCUCGAACUCGAUGCCUACAGUGUCCAUUACAUUUGGCUGUCUGCUGAAAACUGAUCAGGUUGAAUGCACAUCCUUGGCAGACUUGUGGUUAUUGCAAAAGCAAAACCAAAAAUUGAAGUAAAUGUAUGACAACAUAUCCUCCUCCUCCUUGAAUGCUUAAGCAGAAGUGUUCUUCCCUUACAUGCAUAGCUCAUAUUUUAUAAUGUGUUCAAAGAAUCUUUAAAACUUUGACAGUUGACUUUUGUGUUAUUGACAGUUUAACACAAUUUAAACAACUGAAUUACUGCCUGCUGUUAGAUAAGUAAUAAAUUAUGUGUGUGUGGUAUUAGCUCAAUGUGGAAGAUAUGCAGUUGCUAUUGGUGUGAGAUAAUGACGCAGUUGGGAAUGCAUUCCUUGGUUUAUCUGCUGAUUUUAGAAUGAAGAUUUUGACCUUUCUUAUAUGUAGCCCUAAGGAACCAAUUUGAACUAAUCAGGUGCUAGGGGAAACAAGCAUGAAGCCUCUUUAUCUGUACCCUUUCUCUUAGCUGUUGCUUGAGGUGAUAGAGCAUUAUCAUUUUCAGUAAUAAUGGUGUGUUGCUGAAAAGUGAUUAUCAAAAUACCAUCAAAUUUUACUUCUAGAAUGUUGCUUUGAUGAAACAUUGAUAGUGACAGGUACUUUUAAUCAUAAUGGAAAAUUAAGAACUGCUUUAGCAUCAUCUCUAUUUUCAAAGUGAAAAACAACACAUUACUCAUUCCCUUUUGCUAAACAUAGCAAUGUCAUAUCCAAAGAGAAAGAUUGAAGGAAAAAUUUUAAGUAGGAUUUUAAAUGUAAUUUGGUUUUUAUAAAGCAAAAUAAACCUGUCUUUGGCUGGAGUGCAGUGCUAUAUAAUUUUUCUUAUUGUAAUAAUAAUAAGAAUGGCAGGGGUUUUGUAUACAUAUCCUAUAUGCAGCAUUUGUAUUGGACUGUGUUGCCCUUGCCACAUAUUUACUUAAGGGAAUAGAAUAACAAAGAAGAUCCAUGUGUUCCAAAUAACCACAAGCCUACCGCAAUUUUUAUUACUUCCACAAUACAAAUUCUUAUUUGAAUAUGUUGUACAGCAUAACUAGAUGAUAAUGGAUAUCACGGCUUACUAUUUUCACAAAUGCAAACUGCUUACGAACUGGCUAUUAGUUUGUUUGGAGUUGAUCAUCAGAACUGUUAAAAUAGAGCUAUGUUAGAAAUGUUUGUUGAUGGAAUUAUCAGGAGCAUUGAAAACAGUUCUAUUAUGUCUCCACUGGAGUAAUUGUUGCAAAGUUUAGCAUGAAUAUAUUGAAGUGCAUUUACAAGGAAAUGCAUGGGUGUUUUUGGAGGGGUUUUAAUUGUGUGACAUGUAUCAGAUCUGCUGAUAAAACAAGGAAACUGGUGUGUACAAACAAAAAGUGAAAGCUUCAAAUGACCCACAAAAAUGUACCGUUAUUGUCACUACUCAGUACUGACUGCACCUGUGCUACUUUAGGUUAGUGAGCAUUAUGUGGUGUUUUAAAUGUCCAGCAAAUGGAUGCAUUUUUGUAAAGAUGUGGUGAGAUUGGCAUCUCUUGUACUUAUGGACAAAAAAGAAAAUAAGAAAGAUACAGGAGAACACUACACAAUGUGCAGCAAUCUCACUUUUUGUGCACAGGCAUGUAGCAUGUGCUGUGAAUGUUUUUGUUGUGUUUUUAUGAAUGCUACUGUUCAUGAAACACAAGCAGCCUUUUCUCCCAUGAAAAUCUUCUACAUUUAUGCACAGACCAAUGUAUGUUAUCCAGUUAGUUGAGACAUUGUUGUUUUCUAGGUGGUUGAGAUAAAGCUUCAGAGUGAGUUGUCAUGAAUAGCUGCAGUUUUGCUUGUGGUCUUUUAAAAGACUCCUCUUUCAAGAAUGCAGUCAUCAACAAAGCUACACUUGUUCUUGUUGUGAUUCGUUUUGUGUUUAUGCAAGUUCAGUGUGAGAUUUGGGGUUUUUUUCCAUCUCUGCUAAGAUGCUGACAUGAAUGUUCACUGCUCAUAAUGCACAGAGUAAUGAACGAAAUAUAAUCUCAGAGCUGCAGGAGGUGUGCUCACUUGUUUAUCAGCAGCUGUAUAAAUUCUGAUGAACAAAACCUGCUAAAUCUUUCAUUGUGAACCCAUUUUGACUUGCAUAGAGGAAUGGAACUGUAGUGCUAUUUGUUUGCUUUCUGGGUGAUGUUUGUAACAGUAAAAUUUCCUUGAGACCAGUCGAAGGAAGCAGAGGCUUCUGCUGGAUCACUCAUUGUAUGUGCAAUUAUAUAAAUGUUGGAGAUCAGGUACACCCGUAAAUGUAUCAUUCUGAUUGCACAUUAUAGUAUAGAGCUGUAUGAUGAGGGUGCAAGUUUGUGCAUGAUGUGAAUAGCUCAGCAGCCUAAUAGAUUACCAUGGAUGAGACAUUGGUUUAAUUAAUUGUUUAACUGAACAUGUUAUAAAAAGUAUAUAUAAGUAACAUGAUUAUAAAGGCCAUUUGUUGACUCUGUAACUGUUUGAGAUAUUGAUUAUAGUAGAUAAAAAUGGUGUAUGCAAUCUUUCUAUACGCACUUUUUUGUUUACAGUGAAAUGUUUAGGUAUUUUUUUAAAAGUGUACAUGACAAACUGUGAAGUGCAUUUAGCUAAAAUGAUGUGAGCAGAGUGAGCUUUUAGAUCAAAUCAUUUUUCUGUGGGUGUCUGCUUACAAAAUUUUCAUUGCCACACUAAUUCAUCGACAAUGUUCUCCAAUAAGAUUCUUCAAAUGACAGAUAUUUUGUGACAUUGGCAUCAGUUUCGUUUAAUGCAUAAUACAACAGUAAGAAGAUCACAGAAAAUGUCUCAAGUCCUUUGUCCAUUAGGUCUAUGUUCUUGGUAUUUCAUGCCAUGUUCAUCUUUUCCUCCUGAAAGUAAGUUUUAUUUAUCUAAUUUUUUUCCCCUUUUUAUUGUCAUUUUUUCCCACUCUUUAUCACUAUUUUUUACUGGUUUCAGAUCACCCAUAGACAAGAAAGCAUCAAAGUAAUUAAAACCACUUAUGGUUGAAUCUAAAGAAAAAAAAGUACAUUUCAGCAUUUUAAAUAAUAAAAACUGCUUUUGUUUGGUAAGGUAUUUUCAGUUUCUCUGUAAAAAACAUUAGCAAAUCGUUUGAAAGAUUUUACUUUAGACUUUUGUGCAUAUUGUAUGUUUUCAGUAGCUUCUUUCCCAUAUAUUUAAAAUAAUGACAAGUUAUUUUGUCAUUGUUACAUUGAGUGUGUGGAGGUGUUUUAUCAUGUACAACGAUGAAGUAGUAAAUGCGAUUUUGAGGCAAAAAUAUCAACAUAAGUUCGUUCUGUGUGUUAAAGCUUUCUUUCUCCAUCAGUAAAUGAUUAGAGAUGGAUAUUUCUGUUUGGCAUUUUUAAAUAUCUUGGGAUAAUUUUAUCCAGUCUUAUGCUGCUUAAGUAGCAGAGUAGGUUUAAUCAGCAAUUUUUCCAUGAGCUGUUUAAAAAAAAACCCAACUGUAUCAAAUUUUGAUGCACUUGUGCUGAUGGACAGAUUACUUGGGUCUGGAAGAACAAGUAGGUUUGUGUAGUAGUAUAGCACAAAGUGCUUGUUGUCUGCAAGAUAACAUAUAGUUGCAGACAAGCAACAGCUGAUAUACCUGGUCCCCAUAUCUCUCCUUCUUGGAGACACUACACAUCAUCAGCUGUCCUUCAGUCACCCUCAAGAAUUGAGUGAAGGGGGUCCACUUCAGUUCUGGCACAAGCAUUUUUGCUUCCUGCACUGCUACAAUAAACAGUAUGACUUUGUUUUAACUGUGUUUGAAAUACCACAUAAAUAAUGCCAAUCAGGAACUAUUAUCCAUAGUUCUUGUGAACCUUUCUGUAAAUAUUAGACCUGUUCACUGAUAAUUUGUACAUAAAUCUAGUAGACUGGCAUGAGGUGUACAACUACAAUUGCUUGGAGAGCCUGUAAUAUAUUUUGAAAAAAAAUUCUCAUGUGACAAAGAGUGCAGUGUUGGCACUGCUACAGCUUGUCAAUACUGCUGGUUACAAAUUGUUUAGGCAAUUGUUCAUUCAAUGUGUUCUUUGACUUUGCAUCAACUUUCCUUAUGGGAUCAGCUUUAUGUGUUAUCUUUUUUAAAUGGCAUGUUGCAUGUUACUCAGACUAGCUACACAGCUACUGUCACUGGGUUGGUUGGGUUUUAUUUUGUUUUGUUUUGUUUUUUUUCCCUUUCUUCAUACAUGGAAGAAGCUCUCUUUCUUGUAUUGUUCAGUAUGCAUUUGAAUUUGAUGUACAUAUUGCAGGGUUACCUGACCAGCAAUGAAAUCAAUUUUUACGGGUGAACUUUGUUUUCUCACAUAGUAAUGUUGAUGGCAGAUCGGGAUGCAUCAGCGAGUGUCUUGAAUGCUUUUUUGCUCUCCCUUUUCCUCUCUUUCAACCUGAUGUUAAGAAGGGAUCUCUUUUACCCCACCCUACUCCCCACCCCCAUCAGUUGAUUCAGCUUCUGUUGCUGCAAACUCCCAUUUGAACAUUAAGUGUGAAAGGUGACAAAAUCAAGGUUCAACAUCUGUCAAUGGUGUGAUCUGAUUUUGCUUCACAGUUUCUUUACAUUUAACUGGCCAUAGAGAAAAAGAAUUCUUUUUCAAGCACCUUGUCAGAUUCCACGUAGUAUAUUUAAAUAAUGUCUUGGUCAGAUUCUCCAGUGCACAGCGCCUGCCUGUCUUAUAAUCCAUCUUCUCACCAUGACUGUGUCACACUUACCAUUUAUAAUCUUGGUGUGGAGCAGAACAUUGCACUCUUCAUUUUGUCUGUAUUCUGCACAGCACCAACAAGCACAUGCAGUGAGGUGGUUGAUACUGCAUAUUCGCAUGUUUACACAUAUCUUUGUAUGUGCACCUCACUUGUGCAAGUUCCUGCUCACGUUAAUACACACCCAGUCUCUGUCUUGUAAGGAAACGUAAGAAUGAGUUCUUAAAGGCAAAUAACAGAUGACCUGUAUUAUUAGACAGCAGCACAUUAAGUACUUUGUGCAUUGUUAGUUUUUUGGACUACAAACACUUUCUGCCUGUUUCCGAAUUCAUCCCCCUCCCCAUCCAAAAGGGGUUAGAGCUCUAAAAUCUAUUGACCAUAGCAUUUAUAAAUUUACAAGUCCUAAUACUAUCUCAAGUCAUGGUUUUAGCUUUAUUACCUUGCUUUCUGAAGUUCCAAAUGGGCUUGCUUAUUUUGUCUGGGUAAAGAGGCACUUGACCUAGACAAAUGAAUGCCAUCGCUUCAUGAGUGAUGGCAGAAAAAGAUCAGCUAGACAAAGAUAGAUUAAAAGAUCACGCAAAUGUUUAUUAGGUAGCAAGUCUUGUACUCCUAUCUUCCCUCUCCCCCUCCCCACAUGGCACAUGGUUGUAUUUCCAACAGAUGCUUCUCACCAGCAGUUUUUAAUAUAGGCGAAGAUGUAUUUUAGUACUUCAGUUAAGAAAAAAAAUAGAAGAAAAGAUCAUGUGGUGUAUGAUUAAUUAUGCAUGCUGGAGAUCAUAUAAGGGGGUUAGACUGAUGCACAGGGAGGGGAAGAGAGUGAUGAAACUUUGGAUGACAGUGAACUCGUAAAGCAUUGUAUCUGUUCUCUUUAAAAUGCAUGUUGGUAAGUGGACAAACAUUUUAAACAAAUCAUGAGUAGAGUAUAAUUAUGACGCGGUCAUAUCCUGGAAGCACAGGAUUGUUAAACUGGAUUAUGAAAUUUUUACUAGUCAGCUGCCCUCUCCGCAACACAGUCUUUCAUAUGGCUACCUGUUGUUAACAAUGUUUUUAGAAAUAAUGUUGUUAAAGUGCAAAAUAAAAGUUUUAUUUAUUUCAGAACUGUAUAAAUUGCAUAAUAAUAGCAGCUGACAGCCUUCUUUGGUUUUAAAGUGCAAUUUUAAAGUUAAAGUGAGCAGGGUCUUAUGUAGUAUUUGGUCAUCAAAUGAAGACAUUUGUUUGCAAAUUUGUAAUAUGUUUGGAUUGGGAUUGUCAGGUGUUCAUAGAGUGCUUAAAUAGCUGCAAUAUAAGUUUUAAUUUGCAUCAAUUUUACUUUUCAAUUGAUUUAAAUUGAGGGGUCAUGUAAAUCUAUAAAUGCUGUAAAUAGUGUAAUUUGUUUAUAUAGUUUAUCUGCUGUCUUCAUAUAGCAUCUGUUUUUGUGGCCUCCACAAAGAUGUUAAAAUAUCAGUAUCGUUUAUUUCUAGUUGAUUUGAAUAUUAAAUGUGAUAAUCUUUUGUUUAGUUGUAUCAUCACAUUUUUGCAUUGUUACGAUGGCAAAUGUGGUUAAGAAAUGUUGACUCUUUGCUGUCGAUGAAUCAUUUACGUGUUGCAAGGCAUGUAAUUUUGCCUAUAGGAUCACCAGUAUUUCACUUAUGUUGAUAGUUUACAAGGUAUAGCGCCUGUCAUUGGUUUGUUUUUAUUUUUAAACAUGGACAUAGCAUUUUGCUUCAGAUAUUAACUUGCUUGUUACUAUGUGAAAGAGGAGGAAGAUGAUUGCACUUGAUAUGUAAAAUUAUGCUAGCAUGCUGCUGUCAUUAACCUUUGUUGCAAAUCUUAACAGACAUGUAACAAGUCAUAGAAAUUUUACUGUGUUCAUUAGUCUGUUGAACAGAUCUCCUUAUUUAUAUAUUCAUAAUCCCACCAGACAGUAUUUGCUUUGUUGAUUUAUAUAUACUUUUUUUAAUAGAACAUUCUAGUCAUUUAUUUUUGAGACUUUUAUGUAUUUUAUAUUUUUGAGACAUUUCAGCCAGACAUUUGGAAUGAAUUUUUUAUCAUCAUCACUUUAAAAUUUAUUAGGGUUUUUUGGUUUUUUGAUGCUGAGGGGUGUAUACAUUCCAACUUUUCCUUCAACUCCACUUUACCUCUUUUUUUUUGCCUGUAAGUGUAAGGUAGGCUGUUUCUUAAGGAUGCACUGAUGUAGUGCAGAUAAACAGAAGAGCCAUGCAUCAUUUAAACAUGCUCAAGUGAUCACAUAGCGUGGUUUGGUGUUCAGUUGGUCAUAAAAUGUACAUCUUACAGAUAAAAAUUACAUUAACAGGGUAAUACUUCAAUAUUUUUUUAAUUUCUGCAUGAACAAGCAGUCACAAUAGAUUCUAUACUCCCAUUCUCCUAAUACAUGUGUACAGAAGAUAACAGGGAUUUAUGUUGCAAUACAGCUGUUGAGAAUUUUCGAGAUAUAUGAUUUCUUGUUCGAUGAUCACAUAAAACAACAGAUUCAUUAUAGCACAACCAACAAAGCUAGGACCUCAUUUAUUUAGUUCCAGAUAUGACAUGAAAAUGUGCCUGCUUUGUUUUACAAAAGAAAAUUUAUUGUGGCUUAAAGUUCCUUAAAAUCAUAUGGGUAAAAUCAGUACCCCCAACUGAAGGGCUUCACAUUUAGUUUGGCUACCAAGUAUAGGCAUGCAGGUAAUUGCAGAUUUUCAGUUUAAGUCAUUAAGAGGAAUUUUAUCACAACACUUCCGUUGACCUGCAUAUGCAGGGGGAUAAAUUUGUAUUGACUUUAUAGCUGUCACUUGCAAUGAAAAAAAUAUAUGUCUAUGCAGUUCAACAUUUUCUUCUCUUUCUGCCUGCACGGUGUUAACACAUGCACCUACAUUGCCAACUGUAUUUUCUAAAGCUCACCAUCUUAAGUCUUAUUCUUUAGACCACCAGUCCAUUUAUUUGGAUUUUUUUGCUGAUGUGAGGCACCAUGAAUCGAAGGAGCAUGUGUGCUCUGGAAAAGGGAAUUAUUUUUUUAAGGUAAUUUCCCUGCAGUUUUUCUUCCAGGCACAUGGACUAAGUUGAUGCAUGAUGUAGAGACUGAGCUUUGUUGUUUGCUUUUGCUGAUACUGCACAUCUUCAUUAACACUGAGUUAGCCUUAAAAGUAAGUGCUGUAAUAAAGAUGCAUUUUGAAAUGUUCACUGCUCGAAAACAGUCUGAAUAAAGGUAGACAGAUGA